AUGGGCUCUGGAGGGGCAUCCCUGGGGCACCGACUCCAUUUCCCAUCUGGCUUGGAGGUGGUAUUGCAGACAGAACGGGGCAGGGGCGUCGGGGCCCUCCCACCAGCACCCUCAGGACCUCACAAUCCCUCCAGCCCUCCUUCCCCGGGGGCCUUCCUUCCUGGGCGCGGGACCCAGGUCCGGGACGCCGCCCGCAGUUCCCACUUCGGGAAGUGCCAAGCGCGCGCUGCGCCUGGACUGCUCAGCACCCCCGCAGCCCCUCCGUCCACGCCCGGCUCCUCCUCCUCCUCCACCCCCCGGGUGGGGAGAGCCGGCUCCGGAAGCCCCGGCGCCCCCGCCCCGGCCGCCACUGGCGCUUUGGAGAAGGCGGUCCGCGCGGGAGCGCGCCACGCGGGACCUGAGCUCCCAGCCGCCGCCAGCGCCUUGGAACCCCCUGACCAUCCCUGA
This is a messenger RNA of Rangifer tarandus platyrhynchus (Svalbard reindeer), 447 nucleotides long. Lineage: Eukaryota; Metazoa; Chordata; Mammalia; Artiodactyla; Cervidae. The record is from the annotation of a GenBank genome assembly.